Messenger RNA from Chrysoperla carnea, 3459 nucleotides. RefSeq names its product juxtamembrane domain-associated catenin (gene p120ctn). The record is from RefSeq and is a predicted model, not a curated record. Gene Ontology annotation, molecular function: cadherin binding. Gene Ontology annotation, cellular component: adherens junction; plasma membrane; nucleus. NCBI's taxonomy places the organism in Eukaryota, Metazoa, Arthropoda, Insecta, Neuroptera, Chrysopidae. The transcript is spliced from 9 exons. The coding region runs from base 454 to 3384 and encodes 976 amino acids. Gene Ontology annotation, biological process: cell-cell adhesion; cell-cell junction assembly.
AUUGUAGUUUUUAAAUAAUCUUAAGUAAAAGAAAUAUUAUAAAUAUAUUAUAAAAAAAAAAACACAUACACACAGUAUGCAAUUGAAGCCGCUAUCCAGCCUUUUGAAUUAAAUGUUUUUGGUACAAAAAUGACGUUUUACUACGCAUACGGGUGUCGUCGACAAAUCCAAGAUGAUACUUUUCACUGAAUACAUUGUUUACUGUCAUCACCAGGCCUAAACUGUUUUAAGAAAAAUUUUUUACCCAAUUUUGUUACUGUGAUUCUUGCUUGAAACUCGUUGAAAAUUGUUAAACUUUUUGAUACAAAAAAUAUAUUAAAAACGAAACUAUAAAACAUAAAAAAACUAGUUUUGAGGCAGCUUGUUUUAAAUUUAAAAAAAUCAAAACAAAACAAAGUCUUUAAAAAUGGCUCUAAUGAGUGAAGUCCGGUCUUUUGAGACAUAUUUCUCAAAAUGUCCAAUAGCCAAGUGGAAGCUUGUCUGUUAAUUAAUCGCCGCAUUGAACAAAGGCAGGAACAUAGUAUUUCACAUACAGAAAUAACAGAACGUCGUGUCAUACAAGAAACUGGAUCGGAUAUGCAACAUUAUAAAGGUGGACUUCCUGGUGAAAUGCCAACAUCCGUUGGUAAUUAUCAUCCACAUAGUAAUGGACAUCAAGUGGGUGUUGGCGUUGGUGUAGGUGUAGGUGUUAGUGGUAGUGGACAUUCACCACAUUCCUCAUUAUUAUCGUUACAUAGUGAUGAGACAUCGGUGGGUGGUGGCCGUCAAAAAUCGCACACCGGUUUACCCGGUAUUCCUUCGCACAGUCAACAAGUAACCACAUCUAAAGUUAUACAUGAAGUCACGCAUCAACAUCAGCAUGUCGGCUCAGAUACACAGUCUAUUGAUUACGUUGCCAUGCCCUUAGGUAUAUAUCAGCAUUCUGGAGCCGCUCAUCAAUGCUCACAAUAUAUAGAUUAUAACACAAUAGAACAUCCACCCCAAAUGUCCAUGUAUGGGGGCCAACCAGAACCUCAAUAUCAUUUACACUCACAUUAUCCGGAAUACGAGCAUUAUCCAUAUAGUGGAACAGCACCAACAGCAUAUAUGGGUUAUCCAGGUUUAGGAGAUCGCCCUUCAACACCACAGAGUCCAAGCGAACAUAGUGGACCACCUUCACCGCAUGCCGUAGGUGAUCCAUGUGCCACGGAUUAUUUACCAUCAUGUUACGAUGAUCUUGCGGAUCAAUAUAGAGUUACACCAUCACCAGGCAUGCAACCGGCAGUAGACCGAGGUGGAUAUCCUACCGACGAUCAAGGAAUCGUUUAUGGAUACGUACCUCCUUCGAUGUAUAGUUUAAAUGGACGUGUCCCAGUUGUCGAUGGGGCGCUUUACGAAGAUGACGAUUUACAAAAACAUAUGUCAAAUAUGUCAAUAUCAGUACAUGGCCAUAAUAUGGGAACACUAGGUAGUCGAUCACGUGGCGGUCACUCAAUAACAUCUGGUGGAGGUGGAGUCGGCGACGAGGAACAACAGGGUAUGCGAUGGCGUGAUCCAAAUUUAACUGAAGUCAUCGGAUUCUUAAAUAAUCCAAACAAUGUUAUAAAAGCAAAUGCCGCUGCAUAUUUACAGCAUUUAUGUUACAUGGAUGAUCCAAAUAAACAAAAAACUCGAGCACUAGGUGGUAUCCCUCCACUUGUUAAAUUAUUAAUGAACGAAAGUCCUGACGUAUAUCGUAACGCAUGCGGUGCAUUACGUAAUUUAAGUUAUGGACGUCAAAAUGAUGAAAAUAAGCGUGCAAUUAAAAAUGCUGGCGGUAUUCCGGCCUUAAUAAGUUUGUUAAGUAAAACACAAGAAGCAGAAGUGAAAGAAUUAAUAACUGGUGUCAUAUGGAAUAUGUCGUCAUGUGAGGAUUUAAAACGAGCUAUUAUCGAUGAUGCUGUCAAUGUAAUUGUUAUAAAUAUUAUUAUACCACAUUCUGGAUGGAAUCCAAAUUGUCCAGGUGAAACAUGUUGGUCUACCGUUUUUCGUAAUGCAUCCGGUGUAUUACGUAAUGUUAGUUCAGCUGGUGAAUAUGCACGUAAAAAAUUACGUGAUUGUGAGGGUCUUGUUGAUUCAUUAUUAUAUGUGGUAAAAUCGGCGAUCGAUAAAGCGAAUAUAGGUAAUAAAAUUGUAGAAAAUUGUGUGUGCGUACUUCGUAAUUUAUCGUAUAGAUGUCAGGAAGUUGAGGACCCAAAUUACGAUAAGAAUCCACUACCAACACAAAGUCGAAUAUCAGAGAAUGCUGCAUCCUCAAAGGGUGAAAAUUUAGGUUGUUUUGGAGCAAGUAAAAAGAAAAAAGAUGGAAGUGGGGGACAAGGAAGUAGUGGCCUAGGUGGUAACGAUCAAAAAGUGAACUUAUCCGGAUCGGGUGGAUCAUCCGGUCAACCAGAAGGCUUACGACGUGAGAUUGGUAAAGGUACUGAAUUAUUAUGGCAACCAGAAGUAGUGCAAUCGUAUUUGGCAUUACUACAAAGUUGUUCGAAUCCGGAAACACUCGAAGCGGCAGCUGGUGCGUUACAAAAUUUAUCCGCAUGUUAUUGGCAGCCUAGUAUUGAAAUACGUGCAGCUGUUCGAAAAGAAAAAGGUUUACCAAUACUAGUUGAACUAUUACGAAUGGAAGUAGAUCGUGUUGUGUGUGCGGUUGCAACAGCGCUACGUAAUUUAGCAAUUGAUCAACGAAACAAAGAAUUAAUCGGAAAAUAUGCGAUGCGUGAUUUAGUUCAAAAAUUACCAUCAGGCAAUGUACAGCAUGAUCAAGGUACAUCCGAUGAUACAAUUGCUGCUGUAUUAGCCACACUAAACGAAGUGAUUAAAAAGAAUGCUGAAUUUUCACGUUCGUUGCUCGAAUCCGGUGGUGUAGAACGUUUAAUGAAUAUAACACGACAACGUCAAAAGUAUACACCACGUGUUCUAAAAUUUGCUGGACAAGUGUUGUUUACAAUGUGGCAGCAUCCUGAACUACGUGAUGUGUAUAAGAAACAUGGUUGGAAAGAAUUAGAUUUUAUAACGAAGUCAGUGGUGGCUGCAUGUAAAACUGGUGGACCAAAUUCACCAAAUAAUGCAAAUAAUACGUUAAAUCGGCCGAUGGCUUCGCAAGGUGGUACACGAUAUGAAGAUCGUACGAUUAAACGUGGUAAUCCACCCACUUCAUCAUCGAAUAAUACCAAUACAAAUGCUGGCGUUGUUGAUUCGGUUCCAGUUAAUAUGUAUCAAAGGAAUGAAGAUAUUCCAUUAGCCGAUAUGUCGUAUCCAGAGAGUGCUUUGCAUGUGGGUGGCGGAGCACCAACAGGUGGUCCACCUGUCGCAGGAGGUGUACGAAUUUAUCCUCCUGGACCAAAUCCUCAACAGCCUACGAAUGGCUGAAGUGUGUCUGCUUGUAUGUCCUCGCUCGCUCGCUCGCCUACCAACCUACCAGUCCGUGAUUCGAAAUAACCAGCG